AUGGACUUGAACAAAUUGAGGAAACCGGAUUUAGUGCUGUUGUGCCAGGAGCUGGGGAUUGAGGUGGCGAGUAUACAUAGAAAGCCACUUUUAAUACAGGCGGUUAAGGAUUCUGGCGCGGAUGCGGAGGAGCUCGCCGAGUGCUGGGAGCUAAUUCAGGAGAGGAUGAAAAGGGCACAAGAAGUCGAAGAGCGAGAGCGCCUUAUGUUUGAAAGAGAAACCAUAAGACGCAAAGAAGAAGCGGAAAGCCAAGAAAGGGAGCUUGAGCGCUUGCGGCUUCAGCUUAAGAUUGCAGAGGCAAAAGGCGCUAGUGAUCUGGGAACAGAAAAUGCCGAGAUUCAGGCAGGCGCACGAGUGACCAUGAGGGACCUCUUGCAGCCUUACAAAGACAGCCAGGAGGAAGGUCCCAUCCUGGAAACGGACAAUGUGAGGAGCCCAUCCCCUGAGAACGAUGAGGGCGCAUCACAAGUGUCAGAUGAAGAGGGUGGGCUGGAAAUUGUCGAGGAUGGAAACUCAAGUGAUGGUGAACAGGGUGAAGAUGAAAGUAAUGGAGCCAAAGAAAAUGAUGAUGGUGGUGAUGAAGCAGGAGAUGGCGAUGAGGCGGAGGGGGUAGAGGAAGAGGGGGAAGAAGAAAAACCAGAAGUGCAGCCUCAAGUUGAAGAGGAAGAAAGCUUACAGAUGAACCCUCAAGAGGAAGAAACAGGUUCACUGCCUGUAGAAGACACUCCAGCAUCCCCUACGGAAGAGGACUCUUCCUUCAUGCAUGAUGCGCCUGCGUCUCCCCCUGCUGAAGAAAGUCCAUCAUCUCCACUAGAAGCGACACCAUCUCCUCCUGCCCCUGUUGAUGGGCCGGCAUCGCCAACGAAAGAUGUGAUCCCUGGGGCAUCACCUAUUGAGAGUGGAGAGGACUCCUCGGCAGCUGUCUCUUCUGAAGAAGUGCCAGCAGAUGAGCAAUCAGCAGAGGUUUCGGGAGAAGGUGAAGAUGGGCAAGAAAACGACGAAAAGGGGAUCGCAGACAUCAAUGAAGGCGACGAAGAAGACACACAGGACAAUGCAUCUUCGCCAAAGGAAAUUGAAAGUCCCGAGGCUGAACCAGAAGAAGAGGAGGGGGAAGAGCUGGAAGACAGCAGUUUGGCAGCUGGUGGACCAAGUGACGACAUCGCUUCCCCUGCACCAGAGGAGUCUAAAGGUCUAAAGAGGCAGAUGAUGGGGGUGUCCUCCUGGGCAACCUCCUUGAUACUGAAGAUAUAUCUUCUUCUGAAGAAGAAGGCCUUCUUGAAGAUACCAGUAAUGGCAUGGAGGAUAUAUCGGAGCCUGGUAGCACAGAUGGCUUGGUGGACAAUCUUGAAGCUGUUGUCAGGAAGCAGGAGGAGCCUUGGCGACAAGAGUCAAAGGACAGUGAAUGCCCAGUGCAUAAGAAGCGGAAGACAAAGCACAAGAAAGAAACUUGUCAGCAUCGGAAGCACCGGCGUCAACGGUGGACGAACAGCAAUAAUGAGGACCGUGAAGAAG
Molecule: messenger RNA, 1512 nt
Organism: Rhipicephalus microplus (southern cattle tick)
Lineage: Eukaryota; Metazoa; Arthropoda; Arachnida; Ixodida; Ixodidae
Product: neurofilament medium polypeptide-like
Source: RefSeq, a predicted model, not a curated record